Rubroshorea leprosula is the source of this 588-nucleotide messenger RNA. Lineage: Eukaryota; Viridiplantae; Streptophyta; Magnoliopsida; Malvales; Dipterocarpaceae. The record is from the annotation of a GenBank genome assembly.
UAACCCUAAAAAUUUACAUUUGGUGUAGGAAUCUACCUCUAGUUCAAAUAACAUUAAAGGGAUCGACACAAUCAUGACUCGUACUGGUAAGGUUAUAGAGCCAUUGCAAAAAUCACCUCAAUUGAAAGACGUUACUCCAAGUAGCCAUGAAGACGACCUGUUGGAAGAACCUAAGAAGGAGGUUCCAAUUCGAGUUCCUUUCCCUCAGGCUCUUAAAACUGGAAAGAUUUCAGACAACCAAGGUACCAAUUUAUGCCAAAGUGAUCAAGGAUCUAUGCACCAUGUCAAGAAAAUUGCAUUAUGGACAGAACAGGUAAGUGCGGUGAUUGAGCAGAGAACACCGUCAAAGUGCAAAGAUCCAGGGUGCCGAACAAUUGCUUGCCAAAUUGGGUCACGAGAGUUCGGUCAAGCUCUUUUGGAUUUAGGAGCAAGUGUAAAUUUAAUGCCUUAUUCAGUUUAUUUGUAACUAGGUCUUGGAGAGAUAAAACCCACAUCCAUGGUGUUACAGUUGGCUGAUCAUUCUUGUAGGAAACCAAGAGGGAUAGUAGAAGAUGUUUUGCUUCAGAUUGAUAAAUUUUAUUAUCCUAU